Messenger RNA from Micropterus dolomieu (smallmouth bass), 1638 nucleotides. Its product is annotated as E3 ubiquitin/ISG15 ligase TRIM25-like. The record is from RefSeq and is a predicted model, not a curated record. Lineage: Eukaryota; Metazoa; Chordata; Actinopteri; Centrarchiformes; Centrarchidae. Gene Ontology annotation, molecular function: zinc ion binding.
UCCUUCAACUUAUUUUGUCUUCAUGUUUGUUGCUGAGAGCUGAUUGUUGUGGCCUUGACCUGUCAAUCAAACAUUGUGGGCGGUACUUUGAGGUCUUCUCAUUAGUUGCUGUGUAAAUGUUUGAGUUUCUUUAGGCGGCGCUCCUUCCUGUGUCUGUUUAGCCAUGGAGGCUAUCACUGCUCAGGAUGACUUUUGUUUACCUGAACUGACUUUUCUCUGCAUGAAAAUGGAAACUUGUCUGAGCUCUACAUGAUGAAUAAACAAACAUGAACCAAGUCUUUUCUUCUCGUCUUCAUUCCAGGGUUUCAUACAGAGCUGAUGGAGAACAUGUGAAACUAAUCAGAGAGUAGAACUGAGGCAGUUUUCCUCCUGAAACACCACAAAGUACAGAGUUCAUGUUUGUCAGUCAGUCUCUGUCCUUUCAGCUUUCCUCACUAAAACAGCUUUGUCACAGAGAAAUGAGCAGAGUUUUCUGUCACUUGUUGCUUUUUACAACCAACAUUUUGUUUGUUUGUCUGAAAUGCAUCUAAAACAGGCACCAUGAGGGUUCCUGACAGCUGGGACUGAUUUAUUGCUCCAUCACAGCUAAAGUUACUCCACCUUUUCCAGCACAGACCAGCAGCUGGAAAUCCAGUAUCAACCUGUUUUAAACACAGCCUCCUGUAUCACUGCAGCUUCAGUUUCUAAGUACUGGAGGAUCCACGUGGACCAGAUGCAUCCACAGAGAGACGGGAUCAAGUCCUCGCUCAAAUGGGCCAAGAUCUACAGUUUGAAGAUGGGUGUAACCAACAUGUCCUUAAGUGCAGGCGCAGUUUGAUUACCUGUCAAACUAGUUGCACUUCUGAGGAAGUGAAACUCAGACAGUUGUUGCCACUGAGAGGUGAAAUGGCGCAAGGAGUUCAGCUGGACCGAGAAAAAUUCUGCUGUUCGAUCUGUCUGGAUCUGCUGAAGGAUCCGGUGGCUACUCCCUGUGGACACAGCUACUGCAUGAACUGUAUUAAAAACUUCUGGGAUGUAGAGGAUGAGAAGAAAAUCCACAGCUGCCCUCAGUGUAGGCAGACCUUCACACCGAGGCCUGUCCUGCUGAAAAACACCAUGUUAGCAGAUUUAGUGGAGGAACUGAAGAAGACUGGACUCGAAGCUGCUCCUGCUGAUCACUGCUAUGCUGGACCUGAAGAUGUGGCCUGUGAUGUCUGCACUGGGAGAAAACUGAAAGCCCUCAAGUCCUGUCUGUUCUGUCUGGCCUCUUACUGUGAGAAACACCUCCAGCCUCACUUUGAAUCACCUACAUUUAAAAAACACAAGCUGGUGGAGCCCUCCAAGAAGCUCCAGGAGAACAUCUGCUCUCGUCACGAUGAGGUGAUGAAGAUGUUCUGCCGUACAGAUCAGCAGAGUAUCUGUUAUCUCUGCUCUGUGGAUGAACAUAAAGGCCACGACACAGUCUCAGCUGCAGCAGAAAGGACUGAGAGGCAGAGAGAGCUCAAGGUGAGUCGACAAAACAUCCAGCAGAGAAUCCUGGACAGACAGAAAGAUGUGAAGGUGCUUCAGCAGGAGGUGGAGGCUAUCAAUGGCUCUGCUGAUAAAGCAGUGGAGGACAGUGAGAAGAUCUUCACUGAGCUGAUCCGUCUGAUGGAGAAA